Molecule: messenger RNA, 713 nt
Organism: Mycena citricolor
Lineage: Eukaryota; Fungi; Basidiomycota; Agaricomycetes; Agaricales; Mycenaceae
Source: the annotation of a GenBank genome assembly
UCUCGAAGAACAAGAUCCUGCCACCGGCCGUGUGCCGCUAGCCACCGCCGUCGUGGCUGGUUUUGCGGAUCAGGUCAAGCAGCUCCUCCAGAGGGGCGCCAGCGCCGACACUCUCUCUCGCGAGGGAGAGACCUCACUGCUACUUGCGACUCGCGAAACGACGAACAAUCGGCCUCGGAUCGUCCAGCUCCUUCUCCAGAAGAUGUCUUCGACCUUGAUCGACGCAACUACUCCGGCCGACGGAAACAAGACUCCGAGUCCAUCAGAUUGCUCGUCGGCGCUGGCGCUAAUCUCAGUGCCACAGAGAAUAAUGGUCUGGUUGCGGAGCAAUUGACCUCCGAUAAAGUGGUGAAGCGUGCCCUGGAUCCCGAGAAGGAGCGAUCAGGAAUCAGUAAACUUGCUGCGAUCGUCGUUUCUGUCUUGUCCUACAUUGUUUCAUGGGUCAACAAGACAGCCAACGGCGUGAUGAAGCGGCUGUUUGGUCUGGAUCCCGUGCAGAAUGAUAACAUGGACCAGGUGAGUACAUCUGUGGUGGGUGGUGCCCACUGCUCAUGCGGAGCCGCAGGUCAUCAACGAUGGCGAGACCCCCAACAAGGACCAGUUUCUCGAAAACAUAGACACCUUCGUCCAAGGGAACCCCGUGCUAGAACGAUUCUUUGAAGGCAAUCCGACGUACAUCCAAGAGCUCGCAAAGAAGGCGGUAGCGUUGCAGG